ACGUGACCGUAACACGCAUGUCAUGUCGGCUGUCAAGUAAACGUGUUGUUCAUAAUUUUCAUUUAUCGUUUGUUGUCCCACCGGUUGCUGAUCAAAAAUGUCUGGUGUUCAAAUUAUUAGUGACAGUACAGUGACAAUUAAUGUUACUUCGGUAUGCAAUCAAUUUGGGGCGGAGAAGCGAUUUCCGAAAAAUUUAACGAUUCUAGAUUUCAAGGGGAAGUUAGAACUGUUAACAGGAGGACAGCAGAAAACUAUGAAAUUACAACUGUAUAAUAAAGACAAUAAACUUGUGUGUUUAAUAGAUGAUGAUUCAGCGUUAUUGGGUUCUUAUCCCAUUGAUGAUGGAAUGAGGAUCCAUGUCGAGGAUAAAAAUCUUACAGCUGGAGAAUUUGAUGAUGUAUCGAAAGUAGAAAAAUUUGAAUUAGAUGAAGAAGAAUACGCUAAAAGAACAGAUUCCGUUCGAGCGUUUAAAGAAAGAAAUAAAAUGGGUCGAUUUAAUCCUGAACUUGUGAAACAGAAAGAGGAAGAAAAACUGCAACAAGAUUUACUUGAGAAGGAGAAAGCUGAGACUAUGAAAGUUGGUGAUAGAUGUGAAACCCGAGUUACAGGACAGCCUACACGGAGAGGAACGAUUAAAUAUAUAGGAACAACAGAUUUUAAACCAGGUAUAUGGGUUGGGAUACAUUAUGAUGAACCACACGGUAAAAACGAUGGAAGCGUUAAUGGUAAAAGAUAUUUUGAAUGUCAGCCCAAAUAUGGAGGAUUUGUUAAACCAUUAUUUGUAGAAGUUGGGGAUUUUCCAGAAGAAGAUUUUGGAUUGGACGAUGAAAUGUAACUUUAACCAAUCACUAGUCACGACUCAAACUAAUCGUACGAUCACCAUCAUUUAUAAAUGGGCCUAUAUUGAUCCUUUAUAUUCAUGUGGCCAGCCUGUCGACAGCUUGAUUUGUAAUUAUAUAAGUUACGCAGCUAUUUCGAUGUAAUUAUUUAUUAUUUUUUUAAUUAUUUUAUUCCUGGCAAAUUAUUCUGUUUUUAUUUAAUGUUGACGAAUCUCUACAUGCCUUAAAACUUGAGGGGGGUGGGGGCGAAAAGUUAACGCAUGUGCGUUAUAUCAUAAGGUCUGUCAUUGAGUCAACUGGCGGAUUUUGAUUACCGCUUGUACGUGACAAGGUGUAGGGUCGCCUGUCCAACCUCGUGGGUUUUCUCCCAUGACCACCUUCCAUAUGUUAGUCCCAAAAUAACCUAGUUUGUGUCGAGUGGAUGUUAAACCACAUUUCAAUCUCGUUCUCUCUUAAAAUUCGAGACGUUGUUUUUGCUAGAAAUCUCUACAACUGGGGAGUCAAGGUGGCUCAGUGAGUAACACAUUGGCUUACUAACCUGGAAGUCCCAUGUUCGAUCCCUAUGCUGGCGGAGAAAGUUCAUCAGGAUUUUCGGGCACGAUUCCCCCCCUUGUCAGUGGUGAAAGAUCGAGGGCCUGGCAAGGGACAACGUAUAGUCGUUCAAAUGGGACGAAAAAACGAGGUCCCGUGCACACUCGAUAUAAGAGUAGGCUGUAGCACCGCUGUCCAGACAAAACUUUCCUCAUAGCACACUGCAUGGUGUACCCCUUUCUUUAUUAGCCCAGUCGGAGCAGAAUAGUAGGACAUUAAACCCCAUUUCAUUUCAUUUCUCUACAAAUGUUCUUAAAUCUGUGAGAGAAAUUGUCAAAAAAAUACAGUGAAUUAUCCGUAAGAGUUGGGUUUUUUUACCUUAUAUUGGCUGUGAUGAAAAUUUGUUGAAUUCAGAUAUUUAUGUCUGCAAGAAUCUUGGCAUGAAUCAUAUCACAGGGAUUCUCGAAAAAUAUCCUUUUCAAAAAGGGGGGCUGGAUGGCCGGAUGGCCGAAUGGUUAGCACGCGCACACUGUAUCAUACAGUCUGUCAUUGAGUCAACUGGCAGGGUUUCGAUUCCUCGGUUGUAUGUGACAAGGAGUAGGGUCGUCUGUCCAACCUCGUGGGUUUUCUCUGGGUCCUCCGGUUUCCUCCCACUGCUAAAGACCCCUACACGCAAGCGAAUUAUUGAAAUAAAAUUGAACCAUGUGUUAAUCCCGAAAUGACACAGUUUGUGUCGAGUAGACGUUAAACCCCAUUUCUCUCUCUCUCUCUCCUUUUCAAAAAAGUUAGUAGCUGUCUUGCCAAAAUGUGGCUCAGUAUUGCAUACAUGUUAAUCCCACGAUAAUACAUCACGGACAAAACAUAUGUGUCAUAAUCAAUCUGGUUAAAACACAGAUUCUAUUUCCUUUACUUGUAUUUACUACACUAGGAUCUGGAAGAGUUGUUAUAUAACCCUCGUUCUGGAUGAUGAUAGAGAUAAGCCAAUGAAACAGUCUGUUACGGCGACUUCUUGGCGUGCGAUAUGUGGAACUGUGGGUAACCCACUAGAAACAUUGUCUCAAUAGAUUCACCAUAUGUUUGGCGCAAUAUAACCCGGUUGGAGCUGACGUGCUAUUAAACAACAUUUCAUUUCAUUUCAUAACGUUGAUUGGUUAAUUGAAUGUCUGAUGUCAUAGGGUCAAAAGCCACUGACCCCUGACUUGACCUUCGAGUACAACUUGUCAGAUCUUCAUUUAGUGUAGGCCAUCAAAAGUAUUAAAAAAAUAAAACGAAAUAUAGAUGUGUAUUAUAAUCAGUAUAGUCAAUAUGUAAACACUGCCAUUCAAUACAGUUAUAUACACUGGAAUAUAUAUAUAUAUAUAUAAAUAUAUCAUUUAUAAACCAAUACCAACCAGAAAGAUGGAGCUGUAUUGUACAUGAGAUUCAACCUGGCGGGUCACCAUUUGAUUUCAGUUGAAAAAAACAAAACCUGACCCUAGUCCUGACAUUUUUACCCUAAAAACAAAACAACGGACCUUAGUCUUGACAUUGUUAUAAAAAUGGUAGGCAUAGAUAAUAGACAAUAUAUACAACAUGUAUGUUGCCAUGGCAAUGACAUAUAACCAACAGUUUUUGAUACAAGUCAAUGAUGAAAUAAAGUGAGGCAACUUGAUAUAUCAACUGGUUCCUUGUAAAAGAUGUAACUAUAACAAAGGCUUUUUCACUCAAAUGAUCCCUUACACAAGGAACCAAGUUAAACUAGGUAUCUAGCCAAACCAUGAUAAAGAGGCAGGUGAGAAAUCUUAGUGUGAAAUGUAAAUUCUGUAAUGUUUCAUUUACCUGUAAAAGUUGGAUGAAAUUUUCACCCAGCUUUUUACUAACCUGUAUUACUUCAUUAUUAAUGAACAGAUUUUAAAAUUGGUAAAUUUUUUGUCAAAUUAAAUAAUAUAUUGUAAUAAUGUAUACAUUUGUUUUCUGCUUUUUUAUGUUUAAAUUAGCAAAACGGCAUAAUUAUUGCAAUUUAACUGAAUAAAUUAAAAUACAGUG
Patella vulgata (common limpet) is the source of this 3395-nucleotide messenger RNA. Its product is annotated as tubulin-folding cofactor B. Gene Ontology annotation, cellular component: cytoplasm; nucleus; microtubule plus-end. Gene Ontology annotation, molecular function: microtubule plus-end binding; alpha-tubulin binding. Lineage: Eukaryota; Metazoa; Mollusca; Gastropoda; Patellidae. The coding region runs from base 98 to 835 and encodes 245 amino acids. The record is from RefSeq and is a predicted model, not a curated record. Gene Ontology annotation, biological process: tubulin complex assembly; post-chaperonin tubulin folding pathway; cytoplasmic microtubule organization. The transcript is spliced from 6 exons.